Cooperia oncophora is the source of this 207-nucleotide messenger RNA. Lineage: Eukaryota; Metazoa; Nematoda; Chromadorea; Rhabditida; Trichostrongylidae. The record is from the annotation of a GenBank genome assembly.
AUGAAAUGGAGGUACGACUACGGUAAAACUAAAUGCAGAGGUGAUUUAUCAAGAUGCCCAAGCAAGAUUACUGAGAUAAAGGAUUUCUUGGUGCUGGCACGAAGGAAGGAUGCUAAAAUCGUUAAAAUUAAGAAGAACAGCCUCAAUGUGAAAUUCAAAUAUCUCUUUGUCAACGCUAUUUUAAGGAAUGGAUGGAAGGCACCCUGA